AAUGAACCACCCGUUCCCAUCUUCUUUUUCCCCCAGCGCGGGCGCGGCCUCCACCACACACGCCCGGCACCGGCGGCGAGUAGCAGCGGAGGCGGCGGAUGGCGGGAUCGGCGGCCUAUUCGGCGACCUCCAUCGUGGUGGUGAUGGCCAAGGACAAGGGCAGGGGGAAGGGCACCAAAGGCGGCGCCUCCUCCUCCUCCGCCGCCGCCAACAAGGUUUCUGACCGGCGGCCUCCUAGGAUCACAUCUAAUGUGAAGCAUAACCUCAGGGUUCUAAAAUUCUGGAAGGAUUACGAAAGGAAGCAAACGAGCGGGCCUCAGCCUGCUACUAGGUUCCGCAAAAAGAAAGUAAUGAAGGAAGUGCUUCCUGAUGACACGGACUUCUUCGAGGACCCUUCUUCCACUCUUACCUACACAAACGAGGGCCUGGAAAUCGCCUCCCCGGUUAUUCUUGUGGACGGUUACAAUGUAUGUGGCUAUUGGAAAAAGCUGAAGAGUGAUUUCUUGAAUGGGAAUCAGGGAAUCGCGAGGCAAAUGCUCAUCGACGAGCUAGUGACAUUCAGUGCAGUAAGAGAGGUAAAAGUUGUCGUGGUAUUUGAUGCUGCAUUGUCUGGGCAUUCUACUCACACCGAAACUUAUAAAGGGGUUGAUGUGGUUUAUUCUGCUGACUUAUCUGCUGACUGUUGGAUCGAGAAGGAGGUUGAAGCUUUGGUGGCAGAUGGCUGUCCAAAAGUGUGGGUCGUAACAUCUGAUGUACUCGAGCAACAAUUAGCACAUGGAGAAGGUGCUCUUAUUUGGAGCUCUAAAAGACUGGUCAAAGAGAUAAAAGAAUCAGAACAGGAGCUUGAUGAAGAGCUGAAGGAAACCAGGUCAACAUCGUUGCAAGGGAAGAUUUUCCAGCACAAGCUGAAGCCUAAAGUAGUGCAAGGUCUGAAAGAUCUUCGGAAUCGGCUCGAGGAACAAGAGCGGAGAAAGAAGUGACCGCUGAAUGUCAAUCGAUCCACCGAUCACAUCGAGCUGCUGAAACAUCGAUUGGCAAGAGAGGAGUAAGAGAAGAGGUGUACAUUUUUGCUUGGGAGGAGCACAUCCACUGACGUUUGAUCCAUAGGACAAAAGUGCCGAUUGCGCAAGCUCGCGAUCAUGGCGAUUGCCAAUGAAAAAGAACAUGGCGACUAGGUGCUACUGGCUGACAUCAUGUAAAAAGGGAAAAUCAGGGUUUCAUAGGGAAGCAGUUUGCAGAGAGAAUCCACACCAAGGUUAUCUCUUCUUUUUCUUUGUUUGAUCAUAAUCCUGUAGACAGGAAAGUCAUGAGCUGUAUAGAAAUGUAAAGUAACUAGAUCCCCUUGGGGGUUAAAAAUACAUAUAUGUCCGUGUUGAAAAAUGAAGUUGUAUUUGUUAAACUAUGGUCUUGA
This is a messenger RNA of Brachypodium distachyon (stiff brome), 1411 nucleotides long. RefSeq lists its product as uncharacterized. The record is from RefSeq and is a predicted model, not a curated record. Bases 99 to 980 code for a protein of 293 amino acids. The transcript has 10 exons. NCBI's taxonomy places the organism in Eukaryota, Viridiplantae, Streptophyta, Magnoliopsida, Poales, Poaceae.